AUGUCCGUUCCCCAGAGGAGACCAUAUCGUUGCAAUACGGAAAAGCUGCAGGAGCCGCAGCAGGCUGCGUUGGACCACCACCUCUCGUCAGAAUACCUUGGUUCCACCUAUGUCUCCCUAAGCAAACAACAUGGAACAUCCCUCCCAUUGGUCUUCCCCUCCGUAGCAGCAGAGGUCAACCUGCAGUCCAUGUUAGCCUUGCUCAACUUUGGUUCUUCCUUCCGCGUCCCAUUGCACAAAGCCACCGGUCGAGGUGCAUGGGACAACGUCCGUGCACUUGUCCUCUCUUUAUACCUGGACGACACGUCCCCCUCCCUCCUUUCCGCACGAGGAAUGCAAGGUGUUGGGAAGGAGAAAGUGGCGGAGCUGCUCCGGGUGAACAUAUACGAAGAGCGUCCACACCCUAGCUUACCGGCGGUGAUGGUCGGAGAACUGCGCGGACCAAUGUACGAGUUCGUGAAGCGCGUGGUGGACGUGUUGAACGAGACCGGGGGUAUCCUGCUAGAACAAGGAUACACGGACCUGGGAAGUUUCGUGUUGGAAGCGCUGAAGGAGGCGGAGCGAGUAGGAAGGAUGAACGGUAACGAACCUGAAGCGAGUGUCGUUAUUGAACGACUCGUGCAUGCGUUCCCCGCGUUCCGGGACAUGACUGUUGUCGAUAGCCAACCUGUAUACCUCUUCAAGAAAGCGCUCUUUCUCCUCCAUACUCUCAGCCUCCGCUUCUCGCGCCUCUCACCUAGCCCCAUCCCUCUUCCACGGACGGAAGAGCUUCCUGCGUUUGUAGACAACGUCUUGCCGUCGAUGCUCGUUCACCUGGGCGUGAUCUCGCUUUCUGAGGCGAGGGACGCAAGGUUGAGAACUGCUUUCGGAGAGAUCGACUCGGCGACACUGCUGGAAUUGCCUGCAUCGGACGACCGAGGGAGGGCGGAAGAGGAGUCUUCCCUUGCGCCGAAGCCAGGACCAACCCUUACUCCCUCCCAAGUCGCAAGCCUCCGUGCAGCCAGCAUCACAGCACUCGAUGCCUUCGCUUCCCGUGCACAUGUGCUCAAGCUGGACCUGAACGGAGCUGGAAGCGGCGGAGCCACGGCUGUGGGUCUAGAUGGAUGGCUUUGGAGCGCGGCCAAGAAAAGGGAAGACUGGCGGGCGU
Dacryopinax primogenitus is the source of this 1147-nucleotide messenger RNA. RefSeq lists its product as uncharacterized. The annotation marks the transcript as partial. The record is from RefSeq and is a predicted model, not a curated record. Gene Ontology annotation, biological process: tRNA modification. The transcript has 4 exons. Lineage: Eukaryota; Fungi; Basidiomycota; Dacrymycetes; Dacrymycetales; Dacrymycetaceae.